Molecule: messenger RNA, 1281 nt
Organism: Chaetomium globosum CBS 148.51
Lineage: Eukaryota; Fungi; Ascomycota; Sordariomycetes; Sordariales; Chaetomiaceae
Exons: 2
Coding region: 1-1281 (426 amino acids)
Molecular function (GO): protein dimerization activity
Source: RefSeq, a predicted model, not a curated record
AUGAAUCACGAUUACGUUUGGCCUGUGAAUGGGCCAUCUCAGGCAUCCGAUGGAUUGCACGGUAAUAUGCUGCCCUCGGGUCUGAUGGCCCAGCCGCCUUCCAAUGGCCAACGCGGCUCGUGGGCAUCCAGUCAGGCGUCGGGUCACUCCUCCCGCCUCAGUGGACUCUACGUCCAGACGCAGAAACGGAGACCGGCUCACUCCUGUGGGUUGCCCAGUCCAGCACCAACCGCUCCUGCAGCAUCGCCGCCCCACUGGCCGAAUCACGAUGCCUCGUCCGUCGCCGGAUCGUGGGCUCCAACCAGCCCAAUAAGCCCGGCUGUUGGCGAACCAGCGGCUGUCGGUUUCCACAGCCAGUUACUGUACCCCCCCAACACCACAACACAAGUUAUCUUUGAUGCCGGUUUCCAAGACUGGGUUGGGAGUACCGGCUUCCCGCUGAGCUUCGAACCUACCUACUCGGAGGGUCCUACGGACACGUCGGUCCCCAAUGGACUGGCGCCCGACUUCACCACCCCGUGGCCUGGCCAGACCACCGAUCCGAGCAGGCCAAAUGGGCAUCUCCUAGCCCAGGCGUUUAACCUUGCUCACCCACCCAACCCAACCACAGCUGUUGAGCAUAUUUCCCCCGGCAGCACCGAAACCUUCAAGCAGACAAACACCCCGCAACCGCACCCAUACCCCCCUUGCAAACGUCCUCUCUCUCGCUCCCAGCAGCGACAACAAGCCCACAAAAGAACAAAACCCUCCCCCUCCCACGACGACAGCUUCCCACCAGCUACAGACAAAAAAACCAAAACCAACCCACACCCUUCGACAGACCCUGAAACCCCGACUUCGGCAAAAGGCACAACUCUCCGCACCGCCGCCCGCCGCGUUAAACGACCUACCCCCUCCCUCAAACCGGGCGAGUCCCCCGCCCACCAGCGUGCCCGCACCAACCACAACCUAGUGGAACAGCAGUACCGACAUCGGCUACACGCGCGGUUCGAGGCGCUGCUGGAUGUCUUGCCGGAGGGGAUUUUAGGUGACGAGGAUGAACACCACGAGAGUCCUUCGACGGGGGCUGAUGGUGGGACUUGCAGGAGCGCGGGUGGUGGCGCUGUCAAAGGGAAAAAUAAUCGGCGGGUGAGCAAGGUGGAUGUGUUGAGCAAGGCGCAGAGGGUUAUUGAGUUUCUACAGGGGGAUACAGAGCGGAUGAGGAGGGAGAUAGAAGACCUGAGGAGGGAGAGGGAAGCGGUGUUCCAUGCCGGGAUGGUGCGGACGCGGGGAAGAGGUUAG